This is a messenger RNA of Rhizophagus irregularis DAOM 181602=DAOM 197198, 1825 nucleotides long. Lineage: Eukaryota; Fungi; Glomeromycota; Glomeromycetes; Glomerales; Glomeraceae. The record is from RefSeq and is a predicted model, not a curated record.
GAUAUGGUUGCUCAAAGAAUAAAUUAAUAAAUUUAAGAAGUGAUGCUUUUUUAAAGCAUCACGUGUCUAAAGCAUCACGUGUCUAAUAAAAAUGGAUACAGAUGUUAUAUCUGUUCCCGUUCAGCUGGUUCAUAACGACCAGACUACUUUACCUUUACCUCUUCUUUCUCCCUCAAAAACGUUUAAUAAUACGUCCAAUUUUCAUAAAAAUACUUUCCUUGUCUCUGUGAAAAAAUUUCACGUGAUGACAAAACGCCGAACCGGUUAUAACAAGAUUUACGAAUUCAGGCGCUCAAAAAGUUUCUUUUUUGAGCUUGCUGAUCUUUUCUCGGACACCAAUAAUCUUCAUUUAUUUUUACACACCAAUGAUUAUCACAUGGAUUCUACGCCUAUUCUAUACACAUCCACGAGCUAUUUGCCUAACACAAAAUAUCAAAUUAGUAAAAUGCUCACACACUUUUUUACCUUACAAAAAGUUUUACCCCAACGUAUUCAACAAAAGUAUUUUGAUUUGAUUCGCCAGAAAUUACUGGAUCGAAUCGACUUUAUCGAGUCACGUGCUUCUAAUAGAACUUUGAAGAACACUCAUACAAAAACUUUCUUCUCAUUUUCUUAUAAGCGCUAUCGCUUCCACUUUGGUAUUUACAUUCCUUGUGAACAUGUUUGCACACCCGCUUUAUCUAAUUCUCUUACCCGGUGUCAUAGCCCGAGCCCUUUCGUCAUGUCUUUAAAUAGACGUGCUUGUGGUACUCAUCAACCUGAAUUUUCGAGAACAAAAAUUAAUCACCAUUUGAAACCUGUGCCUGAAUUGGACCCAGGAUAUACGAAUUCAAAAUCUUCACACGCUAAUCAUGUAUACGAUCUUUGGCAACAUCGAUGGAAAAAUGAGAUCUUUUCCAACCGCCUUGGCAUUCAGUACAAUGUAUGCUAUGUGGCUAACAGUACUAAUUUCGUGCGCAAACAUCCAGGCGCCUAUAUUUACAGGAAACACCUUUCGAAUUUCAAACUCAAUCAUAGCAGUAAUCCUGCAACGAAGCGCAAACAGGAAACCCGCUUCAAGAGACAUUGUGCAAGGGUGCUUAAAACUAUUGACCCUACCUCCCGCACUUUGAAAGAUUACAAACUCUCAGCUGGAAGACGUUUUCGCUUCCUAUUCGAUGAAUCACAACAUAUCUACUCACCUCUUCACCAUUUGAAAUUCAAAAAAUUUUCAACGGAGAAAUUAUUACCUGAUCCUGAUGAUUAUAGAUUUAAAAUACCUCAUCACACGCUGCCGAAUUGCAGCACUACGUCACAACCUUCGACCUUAUCUAGGCCUUCUGGCGUUAAUACUAUCCCUCAUUAUUUGAAUGCUGCAGAAAUCGAGGCUCUCAUGGAUUCGUUAGAACCACUUCCUCGUAGCACUAUAUACUAUGGUUAUAAUCCCGUAGACCCGUCUAAAGUGAACAGUAGUUAUUAUUUGCAAUACAACCCCUUUGAACCUGACUUACCCCCGACUACCCAUAUACGUCGGUCUAACCCUUUAGAUUACGACUCAUCCGCCGCUAACGGUAUGGGCACCACACUUAAACAUUAUUAUCGUCGAGGAAUAUCAACUCGACAACUGACGGUUCAUACUAAUGGAUUUCACGAGCAGAUGAAUCAACCCCCACCUCCUCCAAUGCCUUGCAAAAAGAAACAACAUCGCAAGUGGAAGAAAUGGGUGGAAAAAUAUCAAGAUUACUACGACUAUACGUGCAUACCGUACUCUCCUCGGCCUUGUCACCCGGCUGAAUACCAUAUAGAUCUCUUUGGUUUACCUUCAUACACCUCAGAUGAAACUUAA